Molecule: messenger RNA, 1698 nt
Organism: Penicillium odoratum
Lineage: Eukaryota; Fungi; Ascomycota; Eurotiomycetes; Eurotiales; Aspergillaceae
Product: putative serine peptidase, family S28
Exons: 3
Coding region: 1-1698 (565 amino acids)
Biological process (GO): proteolysis
Molecular function (GO): dipeptidyl-peptidase activity; serine-type exopeptidase activity
Source: RefSeq, a predicted model, not a curated record
AUGAUUUUUGCUACGAUGCGGUGGGCCGUGGCUAUGAGUGUGGUGGGGAGUGUGGCAUCCAUGGGAAUUUCGUCGCCGUUUCGACGGGAUUUGAAGCUUAUGGCUGAGAUGGGGGUUAGUCCUGAUGUUAUCUUGAGUAAGAGGGACACAGUACAUGCUCUUGCUGAGAAGAACUCAAACGGCAUUGUUGAGGAAUUCUUUGUGAUGCCGAUUGAUCAUACCAAUGCUUCGGUUGGGACUUACAAGAAUCGAUACUGGGUGCAAGAAAAGUAUUAUCAGAAAGGUGGACCGGUUUUCAUUUAUGAUGUUGGCGAAUCGACUGCAGCGAGUGCAGCAAGGGUGCAGCUGGGGAAUAGUACGUCAAUGUUUGUGGAAAUGCUGGAGGAGCAUGGUGCUAUGGGCAUUGUUUGGGAACAUCGCUACUACGGCAAAUCACUACCGUACAAUGUUAGUGUCGACACACCACCAGAGAACUUCCUCUACCUGAACAAUGAGCAGGCAUUGGCCGACAUUCCCUUCUUUGCGAAGACUUUCACGCGCCACAAUUAUAACACCACAGAUCUUACCCCAUCUGGCGUGCCUUGGGUCAUGGUUGGAGGUUCUUAUUCUGGCAUGCGCUCGGCUUUCACUCGCAACAAGUACCCCGACACCAUUUUUGCAUCCUUUGCAUCGUCAGCACCCGUUGAGGCCCGCAUUGACAUGAGUGUUUACUUCGAUCAAGUCUACGCCGCGAUGGUCGCCAAUGGAUACCUGAACUGCACCCGCGAUAUCAAGGCUGCAAUGGAAUACGUUGAUGAGGAAUUGUCCAAGAAUGCAUCCUCCGCUGCAGAAAUCAAGAAAUUAUUCUUCGGGGAUGGCGCCGAAGUAAACAACAAUGGCGAUUUUACCGCGGCGAUUGCUGGCAUCUUCGGCUACUUCCAGUCAUACGGUUUUGGUGGCGGAGAAGGCAGUCUAGGAUCCUUCUGCGACCAUCUCGAAACAGAUCCACCCACUGGCACCGUGGCCGGACCUGGAGGUCUCGCACCUUACCUCGGUAAGGAGUACAUGGCCAAAAAAUUCGCCUCCUGGCCCACCUUCAUCGAGCUAGUCAACUUCAACUACCAUACCAACUGCGCUGGCCAAGACACAACCAAGCAAACCUCCUGCAUCCUGGCUCCCCCAGCUACGGACCCAGAUAUGAUCAGCUGGACGUGGCAAUUCUGCACAGAAUGGGGCUACUUUCAAACCAACAAUAUUGGUCCUCACUCUCUCCUCUCCCGGUACCAAUCCCUCGACUACGUUCAAUUCACCUGUAACCGCCAAUUCCCCGAUGCAGUCGCAGCAGGUAUUCUCCCAAGGCAUCCCCUGACUGAUAGAACGAACAAUCAAACCGGAGGCUGGAAGAUCCGCCCAUCAAACGUUUACUGGAGCGGCGGGGAAUUCGAUCCUUGGCGUCCACUCUCCCCCCUUGCCACGGAAAGCACGGCCCCACAGAACGUGACUUUCACUACCGAGAUCCCCAAAUGUGGUGUGGAGACGCCGGAGAAUACGUUAUUCGGUUACAUAAUGCCUAAUGCGGAGCAUUGCUUUGACUUUUUGACUGAUUUUGCACCGGGGAACAUUUCACGUGGACACUUUUACGAUGCGUUGAAAGAGUGGCUGCCUUGUUUCAAGCCUCAAAUACCUGCAGCACCCCCUGCAGUGGGAAUAGCUCAAUAG